This is a messenger RNA of Alternaria alternata, 1241 nucleotides long. Its product is annotated as short-chain dehydrogenase/reductase-like protein. NCBI's taxonomy places the organism in Eukaryota, Fungi, Ascomycota, Dothideomycetes, Pleosporales, Pleosporaceae. The record is from RefSeq and is a predicted model, not a curated record. The transcript is spliced from 3 exons. Gene Ontology annotation, molecular function: oxidoreductase activity. The coding region runs from base 286 to 1110 and encodes 274 amino acids.
GAUAGUAAGCGCCACAUUCCGCCCUGCUCCAACAUACGGUACUUUUGCGCGAAUCGCAAUCUAGGGCUGUCGGGCGCCCCGUGCGGAUAAUAAACGAUCUGGGAUCAGGUGCCUGCAUUGGCUUACAUUCCACGGAAAGCCACGAGUCAAAGAUUGCUGCUCGUGGUCUAUUUGCAAAGCGCCCUUUUAAGGACCGAGGAUGUACCUUCUCCGCAUAAGCUAGCCCCUCACCAAGUAAGACCGUUUGCUAGAGAGCUACCUGGCUACCCCACCACUUCGACCAAAAUGCCCGGUCGCCUCCAAAACAAGAUUGCCGUUAUAACGGGUGCUUCAUCCGGUAUAGGCCGCGCAACAGCCCUAGCUUUCGCUUCAGAAGGCGCCUCACUAGUCUGCUCCGACCUCCACGAAACCGCCCGUCAAGAGUAUGCUACAGACACUUCCCCUUUAACCACCGUCCAAGCCGUUCAGAAGCUUGGUGCCAAAGCCAUCUUUGUCAAAUGCAACACCACUUCCUCCACCGAAGUCGAAGCCCUGAUCCAAGCCACAGUGAAAGAGUACGGUAGGAUCGACAUCAUGGUAAAUAACGCGGGUAUUGCUAUGGAAGCGGGUGAGCACGGGAGCAGACCUAUUUGGGACUACGAGGGAAAUGCUUUUGACAAGACGGUUGAUGUGAAUGUUAAAGGUGUUUUUUGGGGGACCAAGUAUGCGAGCAAGCAGAUGGUGGGGCAGGAGCCAGGGGCUGGGGGUGAUAGAGGGUGGAUUAUCAAUCUGAGUAGUGUUUAUGGGAUGAGGGGUUCGAUAGGUAUCUCUGGUUACGUGACAUCUAAACACGCUGUCCUCGGUCUGACAAAAGCCGCCGCACAAGACUGUGCGCCAUACCGCGUCCAUGUCAACGCUCUUUGCCCGGGGUUUACAGCUACAGCCUUCAUCUCGGGGUUGCUCACGCCUGAAGCAGCAGAGCAGAAGAAGAUUGUAGAACAACGACAUCCGUUUGGAGGAUUAGGCACGCCCCAAGAUAUUGCCAAAGCGGCGGUGUUUCUGGCUAGUGAUGAUGCCGCGUGGGUCACUGGUAUAGGACUGCCGGUCGAUGGUGGGUUUAGUUCUAUGUGAGGGGCUUGGAACUGGGGAGCGUUCGGAGGACUGGCUGCUGGGAUAUGAGACGGGAAUUCCAGUGCAUUGUGUUCAGAAUAAUACUUAGCCAAAGCUGACAGUAAGGAUACACAAAACCUCUUACAUUGAGA